Molecule: messenger RNA, 1602 nt
Organism: Pyricularia oryzae 70-15
Lineage: Eukaryota; Fungi; Ascomycota; Sordariomycetes; Magnaporthales; Pyriculariaceae
Exons: 3
Coding region: 493-1143 (216 amino acids)
Source: RefSeq, a predicted model, not a curated record
GCGAACCCUGCUCGCCCAUUGCGAAUGACGACGCCCCAGUGCUAUGAACUCCCCAGUGUUGUACCACCUCCCUCCAUCAAGCCUUGCAAUCCAUCAAUUCAUCACCUGCACCAAGUUGAUUGCUAAAACUAGUUCAAGGCUAGUUCUUCACACCUUUUUCGGCGUGCAAAGUCUAACUAGAACAAAAUCCGGAUCCAUAGCAACCUACGAGUUAGUCGUGAAAGUUUGAGUUCGCCCAAUCGAGACCGUUUCGUCUAUUUCGAGAGCUUCAACAGCUUCCGAUUCAUUCAUACUUUAAAGAAUCGCGCGGGCAACUGUCAUCUUCGCCGUCGAACCGUACUACUGGGGCGGCGCACCAACAAUUAAUCAAGCAACGCCAAACGCCUAUCAAACUCACGCACGUCAUCUUCACUUGAAAAGACCCCUCCAGCAGACCGACGUUCGAUACGAGCGAUACAGCUUUAAUAAUCAAACCCACAACUCACAGCCGCGAUGGACUUCGCACCAUACCAGUCCUCCCCUCCGGAGCAUGCCCGAUCGCCGAUAGACUCGCCCCGCACAUCCCUGGAGCGCAGGCCAUGGUCGCCAGCGCGCGGCGGCAACUACUACAACAACAACAACGCCGCCGCCGCAAGCACGACCUCACCACCACCUCUGCAACACCCGCAGCCGCAGCGACAGUGGUCGGGCGGCAUCCCGAGCCCGAGCUACUACCAACAGCAGGGUCUGGGGUCCGCCGCCGGAGGAGAUGGCUACUUUGCCGGGCGGAGUGGCGGACCCUGGGGCGACAGGGACGGCACGCUGAGCGAGUUCGACACGAGCCUCGGCAUCAGGCUCGACUACGAGGCAUGCCUUGCGUACCUAUUCUGCCCGCCCUUGGGGGCAAUAGUGUUGCUCAUCAUGGAGCGGAAGAGCGAUUAUGUCAGGUUCCAUGCGUGGCAGUCAAGCUUGCUUUUCACCGCCAUUUUCGUCAUUCACUUGAUCUUUUCUUGGUCGAAGUUCCUCAGCUGGCUCUUCUUCAUUGGAGAUCUUGUUCUGAUAGGAUUCCUGACUUUGAAGGCGUAUCGUGAUGCCGACACCCUCGACAGGUACGAGGUUCCAAUAGUCGGUCCUCUGGCAAGCAGGAUCUUGGACGACGAGUAAUUACGCUACUAGGCUGCCGUGUGCAAGUACUAGCUAGACCCAGUCUAGCUUUGCAUGCGGCUUGUUUGUUCGGCUUUUUUGGGCUGUUAUACCAGCCGAAUCAUGGAUAUUUUAGAAUGUUGUGUAUACCUGACCUGCCUUCUUUCUGACAUAUAUAAGUCUUUGUUGCUGUAUGUUCUCUGUUAUUUUCUCUUUAUCGUCUUUAAUAAGGUCAACAAUAUUGCUCUUUCUAGAGUCACACCCGGUCUUGGUGGAUUACGCGAUGUUUACAAUACUUGCGAUGAACGUAUGGAAGGCGGUUUGUCAUGGUAUAGGGUGCAUAAUCAGGGUGUACAGUAUGUCACUUAUGUUCACAGAUUACCCUUCGAACCCAAAAUUUUGCAUCAGCUGAGGGCUGGGAUCUGGCUUUCAACAUGUGGACUUGUGCAUAAUGGCAAAUAGCGCACCAGAAAAGACAAG